Mugil cephalus (flathead mullet) is the source of this 2786-nucleotide messenger RNA. RefSeq names its product phosphatidylinositol transfer protein cytoplasmic 1b (gene pitpnc1b). The record is from RefSeq and is a predicted model, not a curated record. Gene Ontology annotation, biological process: phospholipid transport. The transcript has 10 exons. Lineage: Eukaryota; Metazoa; Chordata; Actinopteri; Mugiliformes; Mugilidae. The coding region runs from base 533 to 1444 and encodes 303 amino acids. Gene Ontology annotation, molecular function: phosphatidylinositol binding; phosphatidylinositol transfer activity. Gene Ontology annotation, cellular component: cytoplasm.
GAGGAACUGAAAGCAGUUGAGGGUGGUUUAAGGGAAUGGGAGGAGCAAUGUAAGAGACAACACUGGCAAGAAUAAAAGACAAAGCCCAGAGGGGAAUGAACAGGUAGAGUUGGUAAACAGCAAUUUUAAAUCUAAUUACUGAUUUAUGCCUAACAGAAACUAAGAAACAGAAACUAGACAGGGCGGUUGAAUGCAAGAGAGGAGAAAGGAGAAGUAAGAAAAGGAGGGGAGGACGGGAGUUUAAAAGUCAGCUGCAGGACAUGCACUGGGAAGAGAAACAAGGCUGAAGGCUUUAAAGAGGGGAAAAGUGAGAAAGCAGCAAACACUCAUUGACAGGGAGGACCGGACUUAACUUCAUGGACUACUGACAUCAGCAAAACAAAGGAGAAGAGCGUCUGAAAUUGCGUCACUGUGGUCACUGUGGUCUGGUGCUUGCCUGGGGGUGUCUGUUGUGCAACGAAGACAGCUGAAACAGAGAAACUCAAGCGCAGUCAGUUCAGCUCAAAGCGACCGUUCUCCCUCUACCAGCACCAUGUUGAUGAAAGAGUACCGCAUAUGCAUGCCACUGACUGUAGAUGAGUACAGGAUUGGGCAGCUGUACAUGAUCAGUAAGCACAGCUGUGAGCAGAGCGGCGGGGGAGAGGGCGUGGAGGUGGUGAAGAAUGAGUCCGACGUUCACCCUCAGCACGGCCCCGGACAGCUGACCGAGAAACGCAUCUACCUCAGCAGUAAACUGCCAGCCUGGAUGAAAGCAUUCGUCCCGCGAAUCUUCUAUGUGACAGAGAAGGCCUGGAACUUCUACCCGUACACUAUCACAGAGUACUCAGUAUCAUUCAUCCCCAAGUUCAGCAUCCGCAUUGAGACGAGAUUCGAGAACAACAACGGAGAUAACGACAACGUGUUUGGGGACACGCCAACCCCGGCGGAGAGUGUGAGUUUCCUGGAUAUCCUGAGCGACCCCAUCCCUGAAAAGCACUACAAGGAGUCAGAGGACUUGAGUCGCUGGCAGUCGAGUAAAACUGGCCGAGGGCCUCUGGAGAAGGGCUGGAGAGACGACCACAAGCCCAUUAUGUGCUCCUACAAGAGGGUGCAGUGCUGCUUCGAGGUCUACGGCUUCCAGACCAAGACUGAGGAGUUUAUACACAGAAACAUCCGUGACAUUCUCCUGGUUGGCCACAGGCAGGCGGUAGCAUGGAUAGAUGAAUGGCACGGGCUGAGCUUGGAGAAGGUGAGAGAGUACGAGCAGACAAUGCAAGAGAGGACCAACAGUAAAGUCAAAUCCAGCCAGAACAACACAGGUCCUCGUCCCUCGUUCUCUCGCUCCAUCUCUGUGACAGAUGAACGUUCCCUGAAGAGGAUGGGAAUGACUACAGUGGACAUGCCCGACCCAUCAGCCUCCUAUGCGCCGCACGGCCCCGUACGCCUCAACUCAACGCCCGAGUGAUGCCUCGCACAGGAACACACGUGCGCACGCACACACCUUGUACAAUGCAAACACAAAACCCCAAUACAGUGUCAACACUCACCAGAGCCACGUGAUGCUCUUUCUCAAACACGCACACACCCACAUGCAAACAGCAACAUGAUCCACAAAUGCAUAGUUUGACAUUUUGGGGGAAACACGUCUUUGCUUCCAGGGGUGCAAUUAGAUGAGGGGAUCGAUGCCGCUGUCAUUUCUGUCUGUUAAAUUUAAAGUUAGAGCCUGCAGCCGGUUAUGUUUAAAGACUGGACGCACGGAGAAACAGCCUGACUCAGAUUACCAACACAUGUAAAGGUAUGAAUUAACACGUUGUGUCUCGUUUCUUCAGUUGCUUGUAAAAACAACAACGUGCCAUUUCAAGGGUGUUACAUGAUGGCGAUACCUUGGCUUGGACACGUUUUAGAGGUGUUGGUGAGAAGAUUUUAUCGCCUUCAGACAGAGUCAAGGUAGCCGUCUCUCCCGGUUUUCUAUCUUUGUGUUAAACUAAACUAACUGACUUCUGGCUGCAGCUUCUGUUUACCGUACAGAAGCAAGAGUGGUAUUGAUCCAUUCAUCUUACUCUCUGCCAGAGAGCAAAUAAGUGUAUUUCCCAAAAUGGCUCAGAAAUAUUCAUAUAUUCUUACGCACAUAGUGUAGUUCUCCUCAAACACCUUGUGCCUACCCAGUAACGAAAAAAAAAACAAAAAAAAACUUCCAGUAUCUGAAAAAGCCUUGCCCCGCAUUUUGGUACAUUCUCUCACUUCCUCAGCCAUAGUCGAGCGCACGGCCACCAGCAGAGCUCUCCGAUUGUUUCCAAGCCCCCAACCAGCAGCCUACAGACAGAUGCAUCGGGAGUUUAAUAGAGUGGAUCUAAUGAGAGAGGGGAGAAGGGGGAGGCUGUCAAUGCAAUGGAUCAGCUCUCCCAUCUCCACCACAGCCAAUAGGUCAGACCAGGUGUAUUGACGGAGGGCAGCGAGGCAUUGUAUUGGUUCCUUGAUCGCCUAACUCAGAGCUGCAAAUGGGUCAAGUCAGGGUUAAACUUCAAUUAUAUAUCAAUGAUGUAACCAUCUAUAAGACCGUUUACUGUUAGUUUUUUACCUUUUAUAUGUAUACAUCUAUAGGAGAAUGGUUCUCUUUGUCAGGGAUCAAUGAUGAAAACUGAACUGAUGUACAUAGUGCGUUACAUCUUACAGUUUUGUCACAAUAUUUAGUUAGAAUAUAUAUUUCGUAAUGAAUCAAGGGGAAAUUCUAUGUAUACUCUGUAUAGCCUUUUGUAAUAAAUUAUUAUCAAUAAACACAAAUUCUUCCUAAUGAGAAGAUUUACUCA